AUGCCCUCCACAUACAAGAAGGACAAGCCGUGGGACACGGACGACAUUGACAAAUGGAAAAUCGACGCCUUCACACCCGCCGACAACGCCGGCGGCACAUUUGCUGAGGAAUCCUCCUUCCAGAUCGUUUUCCCCAAGUACCGCGAAGUGUACCUCAAGGAGGCAUGGCCUCUCGUUACAAAGGCUCUCGAGAAGACGGGCAUCGCUUGCUCGCUCGACUUGAUUGAGGGUUCAAUGACCGUCAAGACGACAAGAAAAACAUUUGACCCCGCCGCCAUUCUGAACGCCCGCGACCUCAUCAAGCUCCUGGCCCGAAGCGUCCCCGCGCCGCAGGCUCUCAAGAUCCUCGACGACGGCGUCGCAUGCGACAUCAUCAAGAUCCGCAACCUGGUCCGCAACAAGGAGCGCUACGUCAAGCGCCGCCAGCGCAUCCUCGGCCCCAACGGCUCGACCCUCAAGGCCCUCGAGCUGCUCACCCAGACCUACAUCCUCGUGCAGGGCAGCACCGUCUCCGUCAUGGGCCCUUACAAGGGCCUCAAGGAGGUGCGCCGCGUCGUCCAGGACUGCAUGGAGAACAUCCACCCCAUCUACCACGUCAAGGAGCUCAUGAUCAAACGCGAGCUCGCAAAGGACCCGGAGCUCGCCGAGGAGAGCUGGGACCGCUUCCUGCCUAAUUUCAAAAAGAAGUCGCUCAGCCGCCGCCGCGUGCCGCACAACGUCACGGACAAGACCAAAAAGGUCUACACGCCCUUCCCGCCCGCGCCCGAGAAGAGCAAGGUCGACAAGCAGAUCGAGACGGGCGAGUACUUCUUGGGCAAGGAGGCCAAGAACAAGGCCGCGCAGGCCGAGCGCUUGGAGCAGCAGAAGCAGAAGAAGGAGGAGAAGUUGCGCGAGAGGGAAAAGGACUUUAUACCCCCCGAAGAGCUCGGCCACAAGAGGAAGAAGAGAAAGAAGAGCGAGGACGACGAAAAAGGGGUCGCCACGUACGUAGGUGAGGUGUUAGCUCACUCAAGAUACCCUUCCAUUCAAGAGUUCAAGAGUCUUCUGACAUGUCGGCGAUCUCCUCAAACUUCGCCGCCUGAAGGGUUGUAA
Molecule: messenger RNA, 1092 nt
Organism: Colletotrichum lupini
Lineage: Eukaryota; Fungi; Ascomycota; Sordariomycetes; Glomerellales; Glomerellaceae
Product: ribosomal RNA assembly protein KRR1
Exons: 3
Coding region: 1-1092 (363 amino acids)
Cellular component (GO): nucleolus; small-subunit processome
Molecular function (GO): RNA binding
Source: RefSeq, a predicted model, not a curated record